CCUCCACAUCACAGAGACGAGAGCUUACCAGAGAUGGAUCCUAACAAGACGAUUGAUGCUCCUUCAAUGUUAAAUGUUUUCUGCAUCAUAAAUGACAAAGGCGAUGAGGUCAUGCGGUUUGUCCUGAUCUGCCUGAUGCCUGGAUUCUUCGUGGCGGUCCUCACGGUGGGUCUCCCCCUCAACUGUCUGUCUUGUUGGCUGUAUUUCCGCCGGCCGCGUCCCUGGACCCGCAGUACGCUCUUCCUCCAUAACCUGGCCCUGGCUGACAUUUCCUGGUUAUUGGCGUUACCCUUCCUUAUCCAAUACCACGUGGCGGGUAUGCGAUGGACUCUCGGCUCCACCUUUUGCCGGGUCGUACGACUUCUCUACCAUAACUAUUUCUACCUCAGCAUAUUCUUCGUGACCUGCCUAAGUUUUGAUCGUUACCUGGCCAUCGUUCACCCGCACCGUUCAGCUGUUCUGUUGAGCCGUCAGCGAGCUCUCGUGGUGAGUUUGGCUGUCUGGGCGAUCAUAGCUUUGAUGAGUUACCCUGUAGCAUACAUGAGCACCACAGUGCCUUGCCUUCAACACAACUGGACGGUCUGCAACCUUUACGUACUGCUGGCAGACACAAAGAUAAGUCUGCCUUACUCGAUAUGCUGUUCUUGUCUGGGCUUCCUCCUACCUUUCUGUGCCCUCAGCUAUUUCUACCUGAAGAGCGUCUACCGCCUGCGCAGACUCAGCAACCCCCGACUGCAGGUGUUUGCCGUUGAUCUUGCCGGAGCUAUGGUGUUGUUUGGAGUGUUUUACUUACCCUACCACCUAAGCAGGAAUGCCGCUGUGGUCAUGAGAGCGCUGAAAAUCAACAAGCCCUCAGCCUGCGGAGUCAUGACAUAG
Messenger RNA from Triplophysa dalaica, 876 nucleotides. RefSeq names its product succinate receptor 1-like. The record is from RefSeq and is a predicted model, not a curated record. Bases 34 to 876 code for a protein of 280 amino acids. The transcript is spliced from 3 exons. Lineage: Eukaryota; Metazoa; Chordata; Actinopteri; Cypriniformes; Nemacheilidae. Gene Ontology annotation, cellular component: plasma membrane. Gene Ontology annotation, molecular function: G protein-coupled receptor activity. Gene Ontology annotation, biological process: G protein-coupled receptor signaling pathway.